Molecule: messenger RNA, 8813 nt
Organism: Nothobranchius furzeri (turquoise killifish)
Lineage: Eukaryota; Metazoa; Chordata; Actinopteri; Cyprinodontiformes; Nothobranchiidae
Source: RefSeq, a predicted model, not a curated record
GAUUGGUCAAAAAUACCAUGUGACCUAAUGACGAGUAAGGAAGUGUUUCAAAGGUGAAAGGGACGCUGGGAAGAAACUGUUUACCUGCACAAUGGCAGCUUCUAAGAGGGUGGCCUCCAUGCGUCUGCCCCCGCUGCCCACAGUGGGCGAGCUGAUAAAACUGUAUAAACUUCGAGCGGAGAAACAACUUUCCCAGAACUUUCUGCUGGAUUUGAGGCUCACAGACAAGAUAGUACGUCAGGCUGGCAGUUUGAAGGAUGCCCAUGUGUGUGAGGUGGGUCCUGGUCCUGGGGGGCUCACUCGCUCCAUCCUUAACGCUGGAGCUGCAGAUCUGCUGGUUGUAGAGAAAGAUUACCGCUUCAUCCCCGGGCUACAGCUGUUGUCUGAAGCAGCUCCAGACAGGCUGAGGAUUGUCCAUGGAGACAUUCUCACCUACAGGAUGGAUCGGGGAUUCCCAGCAAAAAUCUCCAAGCCUUGGGAGGACGAACCACCAAACCUUCACAUCAUUGGGAACCUGCCGUUCAAUGUGUCCACACCCCUCAUCAUCAAGUGGCUGGAAAGUAUAGCCAACAGAAGUGGGCCUUUUGCCUACGGACGCACUCGGCUCACACUCACCUUCCAGAAAGAGGUGAUGGAGAGGCUGACGGCCAGCACAGGCACCAAACAGAGGAGUCGUCUGUCCAUCAUGGCUCAGUAUCUGUGCACCGUCCACAAGUGUUUCAUCAUACCGGGACGAGCUUUUGUUCCCAAACCAGAGGUAAGUCGGUUUAUUUAUCUAGAACCUGGCGGCUCCACGCCUCAUUGGAUUAAUUGCACUCCCUCUCUGGAUGGAUAUGUUCGCUGGCAAGGAGCGUACUCUGUCUACAUCCCCAAACGCGCACAUCAUUCAUUACCCCCAAAUUCCACUACCUCCGCUGCGCUCCGCUGCGCUCCGCUCCGACACGAACGCCGGAGCAAAAUCGGUCCCGUUCUAGUCAAUCAGAGCAAUUCCACUACUGCGGCCGUGCUCCGGCAGUGCGGCGCCGUGCGCCGCCCUCUGUUCCGGCGUCCGGCAAAAAUAGAAUCGAUCCUAUUUUUGCUGGACGCCGGAGCACCUCCGCAGUCAAUGGACAGAAAUCACAACCGCCCAACAGGAAAAGGAGCGAGCACAACUUCCGUUUUUCACAAUAAAUCGAUAAACAAAAGGCGUUUUUUGUUUCAUAUGCACAGGUUUAACAACUUUUAACAACUAUCAGUGGCGGCUGAAGUUUAAAUGCACAAAAGUAAGCCAUAAAUACAGUUUCCACUAUCAAAGUAGUCACACUUUGUUGAUCCAAACACUGCUGAUCUCUCAACACAACUGAUGGGCAGAAUAAACAGUUCAUGCUGAUGCUUCUCCCAAACAACGGGUGUUUGGAUCUAACUUCUGCGUUUAUUGCUCGGACUGUAUCGCAAGACCUCGAAAAUCCCGCGCAUGCUUGUUUGCCCACCUCAGGUCUCCGCACCGGAGCGGAGCCGUUGUAGAGCGGGUAGCAGUAAAAAUUGAGUUCGGAAGCGAGCGGCUGCGGAGGGCGGGGUCGGACCGGAGCGGAGGUAGUGGAAUUUGGGGGUUAGGAACGCUGAAAUAAAACAUAUUCAGUAUCAGUGUUUGAGAGGUGGCAGCUGGCAGAUUUCUCCCCUCAGGUAACUCUGGGACCUCUUUAUGUCUCUGCUCCUCAUCUGGUCCCUCAUUCCUGUCAGCGUCCCUCAUCCACCCCCCCAUUACUCACCCCGUCUUCUUGCUUGUAGGCUUCGUUUGGUGUUGAAUCAGUGCUGUCUCUCUUCCGUCUUCGGACCUUUUUCUGGGUUGUAAUGAAGCCUGGUGGGUAUUUGAGAUGUGGCACCGCGCCUUGUAAUGAGAGCCUUGUUCUUUUUUGAGGUCCGGUAUCUUUCUGCCCAUGUGAGUGCUUCAGUGGCAGAAACGAGAUGUUCAGUCUUAUGUAAUGUGAGGAUUUUUCUUUUAAUCUUCAGUGGGAGGAUUCAUGGUAGGACCAGGGAAUCCAUUAAAAGAAUACAGCACCAGUGUUGGAGAAUAAGGCCCUCGUGUGACGUGGGUUUUAAUUUACAGACAUAAAAGCCUUUUGAAAGUCUCCGGGGCUUUUUUUUUACAUCUUUUGCACAAAUCCAAUCUUGUUUUUGUAGUGUGUGAUUAGAGAAUAGGUGUUGGUUUGUUGUCAGAUGGGCUGCUGGUCCCUCAAAGAGGCUCUGGCUCUUUGGGAGACCCACUGUUGGUAAAUAUUUAAUUUUCUGCAAAGAGUAAAAUGCUGCAGAGUGAAGAGAACAAGUAGUGAUUGUUCAUUCUUUCAGAAGAGAUGGGUCCCAAUGAUUAUUUCAUCACUCGGCUGUCUUUUUUUUAAUGCUUUUUUCUCUCUGGCGUAUCUCACUUGUCUGUUUGUCGAACUGCAGCUUAAAAGGUUGCAGCAGGAAGUUGGAGCUUUCAAAUCUCCACACGCAGGUUCACGUGCACACAAGAUAGCUUUUACACCCUGUCAACGUUUGAUUGAGAGGAUCCAGUUGCUUGUUUUCCCUCAUCAUUUAUUUUUAAAUUGGUUUAAAAAUGAGCAAAGACGGCGUCUACAGGGAUGACGCACCAUGCCGGCAAAUCGGCGUAAUAUUACCGCAGUGGUUUGUCUAUAACCGCCAGUGUUGGGCAAGUUACUUCAAAACUGUAAUGCAUUAUUUAUUACUUGUUACCCUCAUUUUGAAGUAAUUCAUUACAUUACAAUAUUACUGAUUUUAAAAUGUAAGGCAUUACACUACUUUUGCAUUACUUUAAGUUACUUUCACCAAAACAACUUCAGUAUGAAUCUGGUCAUGUGACGCUCAGUGAGCUCAUGACAUAUAUGUGGAAGGUGAUGUGGUGUCUGAGCUAGGAUUGCUGUUAUAAACAGUCAGAUAUAAUAACAGUGCUUUAAAAUGAUUGUUUAUUAAAUAAAAGCAACAACAAUCUGUACUCUCAGCACGCUGCUAUCUUAUAUUAACUGAGCAGGGAGUGAGGUGGUGGGGGCUCCAAGCCCAUAUUUGCCUUGGUCCCCAAAUGCCUUGAUACGGCCCUGGAUGUGGGACUGACUUCUGGGGUGAUCUGAUUCUAUCACAUGUAUAAAUAUUAAAUGCUUAUUUAUUAUUGCUUUUCACUGGUAAAAAUGUGUAUUGGGAAUAAAUCUACUGACUUUUUUCUUUUCAAGCACUUUGUUUUGUUUUCUUGGUUUUAUGUGAAUAAUUUCCGGCCCUUUCUCUCUCUAACCUUCCUGCAUGCUGCAUGUUUUCUCCGUCUUCCAGAAAAACUGUUUCCUAGAUUUCCUACUUUCUAACUAAUCAGGGGAUCUAUCAAAGGGAUCUAUCGAACGCAAAAAAAUAAAAAUUAAAAAAUUAAAAAAAGCUUUAACUGCGCUGCGCUCCAGCAGCAAUGAGUUGAAAUCACCGGGGCACAGAUUAUGAACUCAGCUGAAAAGUACAUGAAGUACCAGAGAAUAUGGGCUGAUAUAAACGAUCGCAAACAAAUGACUUUGUUUUGGUGGAGCGAUUUUGUGAAUAUAACAGCGGCCGCGCGCAGGACACAGCUGGAGUGUUUGAGCCGUUACCGCUGCGUCCUCUCUGCUCAUAGAAUGCCCGCAAAGCUGAGUCCAUAAAUGACGUCGUAUAUGUGGAUACUGGAUCUGUUUUCAGGCUUCCUGCAGUUUGAAUUUUUAGGAAACCCACAUCUUGAUUCUGGGUUUAAAAAUGCAUUGUAAUUACCGCGUUACUGACACUUGUACUGAGUAAAUAUUACCAUUUUGUUUCCCUGUAAUGCCUUACAUUACCACAUUACAGCAAAAAGCUAUGCAUUACAGUAAUUAAUUACAUUUGUACUCCCAACACUGAUAAACGUGCCAUGUCGGCAUUCGUUCCGCCUUGCUUGGUAGUAAUAUUGCGGUAAUGGUCUGUCGUAUGCGUCCUGGCGCAACAGAGGCAGAUGUCAUGAUGAUGUGGGGAGUUAUUGCUGAGCUUCGGCUGGCAAAUGUAUUGAAAAUGAAAGUAAACACGGGCAGUAAGGUUUGCUUUUUGAACAAAAUCAGCUGAGAUGGCAAACUGGAGCGCCGCAGCGCUCCAAGAGCCUCUCUGUUAGAGCUGAAGCUCAGAUCACAGGGUAUCCGCGGGUCCGUAAAAAGUCUUAAAUUAGCUUUUCCUAAUUUAAGGCCUUAAAAGUCCUUAAAAAUGACAAAUAAUCCUUAAAUCCAGUUUCCAAAGGUCUUAAAUGACCAAAGACCCAAUAAACAAGAUUCUUUUAUUUUUAUAACAAUUCCGUGAAUUUCUAGUUAGUGUUCAGCAUUUUUUGUGUAUGAUGUUGACGUAAGCGGAACCGUACGCAGUCAGUUGGUUGUGAAAGGGGGCUAUUUUUUUUAGAUGAGUACAUUAGCUGGUUAAGCUAGUGGGAGCUUGCGCCAUGGGAAAGGGCAAGUUUAAUGGUAAACUUAUGGUUAAUCCCACGUUCGCGACGUGGUUAGCACCGGUUCCAGGCAAUAGCUGGAAAUUAUACCUUAAAUUUAAUUUUUAAAAUAGCUUAAAUUUGGUCAAAGUGGCCUUAAAAAGGGUCUUAAAAAGUCUUAAAUUUAGCUCCCUUAAAUCUGCAGAUACCCUGGAUCACCAGAGACUGCACAGGGUCUGAUGGGGACAGACACCUUCAGGAGCUGCUUGUUAAAAAAAUCGCAAUAAAAAGCAAGUUAUGUCCAAGAUAAACGGAAGUCCACAGCAGCGCAGAGACCGCCCCCAUCCCCCCUUUAUGCCGCCAUCACCUAAUCUUUUAUAAAAUUGCCGCGAUUGCGCCGCAUUACCGCCACGGUCUGAUCUUAUAAACGACCUUUAUCCUCCCCGGGGAGCCGUGGAAAAUCCCGUUUUGCAAACGCUCUGGUCCUGUAAAAACAGCUCAAUGUACCUUUACCAGUUUCACGUAGUCACUGAUAAACUCUAAACACAUCAGACCUCUGAGAGAACGAGCACCAGAGCUCAGCUCAUAACAAAGGGUUUGGUAACACAACACUAAAGAUUACUGGUCGUGGGAUUCAGAGAUGCUGCUGGGUCUUAGUAAUCUCAUUUAGAUGCUCCUUUAAUGCUUCAAGCACGUUUUCUUCUUGCAGUCUUACAAAAGUCUUACUGCUUUAAAUUAUAAAACAAUAAUUCAUCUGAAAAGUUGGUAAAAAUCAAAGGAAGACUGUAGAGUAGUGGUGUGCAUCUCUACCUGCCUCAUGAUUCAAUCCGAUUCCCAUUAUCUGUGUAGCGUAGAUAAUCUACAUAACCAGGAUGUAACGCUGUUGCUGUUCAGCUUUGUUAGAUUCUGAGAAAGAUCAAACAAAUUAGCAAAUAAAGCUUAUAUCAUGUAUAAAUAUCCUGGAUAUUUAUACAAUCGAUAGAAGUUCAUACACCAACGGGCUUGGUCUAUGUUUAAUCCAAAGAUUAACAUUUAAUUUAAGAGAGGUUUAAAUUGAUAGCAAAAGUCUAUUUAUUAAACCAGAAUACUUAAUGGAAUCUUUGCUUAUUCGAUAACCAAAUAUACACCAUUCUGUGUUUCUUGUCAAAGAAGAGUCAGGUUUAAAAAGUUAAGAAUUUAUUACUAAUAAUUUAAAAAGGACAGUUUAUAACAGCUUUGAUAUUAAAACUUGGUAUUAAAAGCAACCUGUGUCUGAAUGGAAGCUAAAAUGAAAUGCCUGUGUUGGAUGCAUGGAUGGAUUCUCAGAAGGCUCCAAUCAGAGAGAGAAACGCGUUCUGGGUGAAAUAGUUGUUUUGCAGCUAACUAAGUUGUUUCUUAGAGAUAACAGUAUACAGACGCAAUCUGUCAGUAGUGUCUGCCUCACCCAGUUAGGAGACCCUCUGUUUGAUCCGAGAUGUCAGGUGGAGAUGAUGACCUCCGAGCACGAGGUGGGUAGAGGGACCUUGGUGCGACCAAAUCAGUCCUGAGAUGUCUCCGGUCACAACGACUGAUGAAACUGGAGGCUUCGGGCGGCCGACCCUUAUCAUCUGGGACUCUCGUGCCAUGGAGAGAUUUUGGUUGGUUCAGAACUGUCAGCUUGAACUGAGGAGUUUGGUUUUAACAAAACUCAGGACACGCCCUCUCAGAGAUAGAAAGCUUUGGUUAUGGAGCAAAGACAUGCGAGGUGGUUACCUUUAACCUGAAUUCAGCGUCCUGCAUGGUGUGUAUGAGUGUACACGACCUUCUGGUUACUGAUCAAACAUUACUGAUUAUCAUAAAUAAUGAUUAUUAUUAACCAAAGAAUAAUAAGUAAUUUCAGUAAUUAAAUACAUUUAUAAUGAACUAUGAUGAUUAUUUAUGAUGAUUAUUUAUUAACCUUGUAAUAAACAGUGAAAAGAGUUUAUUAAAAAUGAUUAUUUUAAAUCUUGAAGUGUCCUUCAUCUUGGGACGGAGCAGCAGUCAGAUUAAAGAUGGUUUUAGCAGACUUUACGUCUCCUGUGAUGGAUAAUCUGUGGACAGAAGUACAACUUGACCCAGCUCGACCUAGCUGGGGAAGUGUGACCUUUGGGUCAAAAAUGAGGCCAUUCAUGUCACUACAUCUGCCUAAAGAUUCAAUUUGAGUCUGAAAUACAUCACGAUUCUUCACACAAAACUUUUCAUUACUUAAUAAAAGCAGUUGCUUAUAUAAUGUGCUGUUAUUGUUACGUACGACUCUGUUGCAGCAGCUUGUUUUCUUAAAGUGGCAGACCCUUUUAAAUGACUCACUCUGGAAGGUACUGAAAAUGUCAGGAAAAAAAACGCUGGAAUCGCUUUAUGAGAGAGGGGUUUUGUGCAAAGCUCUUUGAACGUGUUUUUUUUUAUAGACGAUAGAACUUUUAAAAGUUCAAACAGGAUAUCCGCGGGUCCUUAAAAAGUCUUAAAAAGUCUUAAAUUUACUUUUCCAAAUUUAAGGCCUUGAAAAUCAUUAAAAAUGACAAAUAAUCCUUAAAUACAGUUUCCAAAGGUCUUAAAUUAUCAAAGACCCAAUAAACUAGAUUAUUUUAUUUCUAUGACAUUUUCGUGAAUUUCAGCAUUUUUUGUGUACGAUGUUGGCGUAAGCGGAACCGUACACAUUCAGUUGGUUGUGAAAGGGGACUAUUUUUAGAUGAGCACGUUAGCUGGUUAAGCUAGUGGGAGCUUGCGCCAUGGAGAAGUGCAAGUUUAAUGGUAACUGGAUGGCUAAUCCCAUGUUGGCGACGUGGUUAGCACCGGUUCCAGGCAAUAGCUGUAAAUUAUAGCUUAAAAUUAAUUUUAAAAAUAGCUUAAAUUUGGAUCUGGAUCGAAAGGAGUCAGUUGAGGUGGUUUGGGCAUCUGGUCAGGAUGCCUCCUGGACGCCUCCCUGGGGAGGUGUUUCGGGCAUGUCCUGCCGGCAGGAGGCCGCCGGGUCGACCCAGGACACGUUGGAGAGGUUACAUCUCCAAUCUGGUCCGGGAAUGCCUUGGGGUCCUGCCGGAGGAGCUGGUGGAGUUGGCCGGGGAGAGGACGGUCUGGUGCUCCCUAGUUGGGAUGCUGCCCCCGCGACCCAGACCCGGAUAAGCGGAGGAAGACGACGACAAGCUUAAAUUUGGUCAAAGUGGCCUUAAAAAAGGUCUUAAAAAGUCUUAAAUUUGGUUCCCUUAAACCUGCAGAUACCCUGUCAAAAAAGUUCUGAGAGAAAGCAGUCUUUUUACAUUUGUGUCCCCGCUUGCGCUGAGGAUGGCCGUAGAAGGAAGUUCACAUGGAGAGUUUUGUUGCUGGUCCUCCUGUCAGGCGCCAUGCAACUAGCUACAAAGAUUACAAGAUGUAUGAUCUGAUGAAAUGUCACAAAAGGUAUUGUGACAUGAGCCUCACUGCUUUUGGGUUGACAUUGGUAAGAGAUGCAUCUGCUUAACCCCCAAACCAUAACCUGCAGAGCUUAUUAGAGUCAAAGUGCUGCUUUGAGGGAUAAUCGUCGUCCACUCUGAGGCACUGCAGCCCAACACAGUGAAUAUUUGUCAGCCAUGAUUAGUUUCUACGAACAAAGCAAAAGAUUUAGUUUAAUAUUACUGUGAAAAGCAGGAAAAUAUGUAAAACUUGAACGAGUCUGAAUAUUCCCAAACUUUUAAGGACACAUGAAUCGGCACCUUUCAUGUGCAAACCCUGGCCAUCACUAAAUGUUUUAAUGGCCACUUGGUCCAACUUGUAUCAUUAGGAGAGACCAUGACUUUUUGAUGGGCAGAUUUCCUGCCGCCGGUGUCCUGCAAAAGAUCAUGGAGGGCGUGCAGCGUUCUAAUGCUAUCAUCACCUCGGCAUCAUGCAGGCCCUCUUUUUAAUAACAUGUCACGCAGCGUGAAUCAUAACAUUUCUAUGGCGCUGCUUUGUUUACUGGUGCACACCAGAGUAAUUACGCACAACUGCAUAAACAAUAAAAAUGUCCUGCCUGAUUUAUGGAUCUAAAUUAAAGGCCGCAGAGAAAGGACUAAAGGGAAUAAAGAUUUCCUGCAAAAGCAAAGGAUUUUCUAUAAAACGCAAGUGUGGAAAACACUGAUAUGACACAAAUGAGCCACAAAAUCAAAGUCAGAUGCUAAAUAAAAUAAAGAUAUCUUUCCUAAUGAUAGCUUGUCUGCUGUAAAUGAGAGUCGAUGCAAAAUGAGGCGGGUGGUUUUAAUGCUGUAGCUGACCGAGGCUUGUUAAAGAAAAAAACAGAAGCAGAUCAUAAAAACAGUGUUGGACAAAAGUUUGUUGCCUUUGCUGCAACGCCUGUGCUUUUUCGUGUGUGUGUGUGUGUGUGUGUGUGUGUGUGUGUGUGCGUGUGUGUGUGUGUGUGUGUGUGUGUGUGUGUGUGUGUGUGUGU